UUCAACUGUGCUGGCUGAUUGUUCUCACAGUAUAAUAACCUGCUAUAAUCAGACUCAUUUUAUUCGUUUGGACUGUCCAGGCGAGAGGAUAACACCAGAAACGACUGUCUGAGGAAACCAUCUGCUUUGCCAACAUGCAUGUGAUUAAGCGAGAUGGCCGCCAGGAGGGAGUUACUUUUGAUAAAAUCACCUCUCGCAUUCAAAAGCUUUGCUAUGGACUCAAUUCUGACUUUGUGGACCCUACCCAGAUUACAAUGAAGGUGAUCCAGGGUCUGUACAGUGGAGUCACCACUGUGGAGCUGGACACUCUUGCAGCUGAGACUGCUGCCACCCUCACCACCAAACACCCUGACUAUGCAAUCCUGGCUGCACGAAUAGCUGUGUCUAACCUGCACAAAGAGACCAAGAAAGUAUUCAGUGAUGUGAUGGAAGACCUGUACAACUAUGUCAACCCAUUAAAUAAGUGCCAUUCUCCUAUGAUCUCCAAGGAGACGCUCGACAUUGUCCUUGAAAACAAGGCUCGCCUCAACUCAGCCAUCAUUUAUGACAGAGACUUCUCUUACAACUUCUUUGGGUUUAAGACUCUUGAGCGCUCGUAUUUGUUGAAGAUUAAUGGCAAAGUUGCUGAGAGACCCCAGCACAUGUUAAUGAGAGUGGCUGUCGGGAUUCAUAAAGGAGACAUUGAUGCAGCCAUUGAGACCUACAACUUACUGUCAGAGAAGUGGUUCACCCAUGCCUCACCUACACUGUUCAAUGCUGGCACCAACAGGCCACAGCUGUCAAGUUGUUUCUUGCUCACCAUGAAGGAUGACAGCAUCGAUGGUAUUUACGACACACUGAAGCAGUGUGCCCUCAUCUCCAAAUCAGCUGGUGGUAUUGGAUUGGCAGUUAGCUGCAUUAGAGCAACAGGCAGCUAUAUUGCUGGGACAAAUGGCGUUUCCAAUGGGCUGGUUCCUAUGCUUCGAGUGUACAACAACACAGCACGUUAUGUUGACCAGGGUGGCAACAAGAGACCUGGGGCCUUUGCUGUGUAUCUGGAGCCGUGGCAUUUCGAUGUGUUUGACUUCUUGGAGUUGAAGAAGAACACAGGUAAAGAGGAGCAGAGGGCCAGAGACCUGUUCUUCGCUAUGUGGAUCCCGGACCUCUUUAUGAAACGAGUGGAAAGCAAUCAGGACUGGUCUCUGAUGUGCCCCAGUGAGUGUCCUGGAUUAGAGGAGUGUUGGGGAGAGGAGUUCGAGAAGCUCUACACUCAAUAUGAGAAGGAGGGCAGGGCUAAGCGUGUGGUGAAGGCUCAGCAGGUGUGGUAUGCCAUCAUCGAGUCACAGACAGAAACUGGUACACCAUACAUGCUCUACAAGGACGCCUGCAACAGGAAGAGCAACCAGCAGAAUUUGGGCACCAUCAAAUCCAGUAAUCUGUGCACAGAGAUAGUGGAGUACACAAGCAAAGACGAGGUUGCAGUAUGUAACUUAGCAUCCAUUGCCCUCAACAUGUAUGUCACCCCAGAAAGGACCUUUGACUUCAAAAAGCUUGCAUCUGUCACCAAAGUCAUCGUCAAAAACCUGAACAAGAUUAUUGACAUCAACUACUACCCAGUGCCUGAGGCUGAAAGGUCCAACAAGCGUCACCGGCCAAUUGGAAUUGGUGUGCAGGGUCUGGCUGAUGCCUUCAUCCUCAUGCGUCAUCCAUUUGAAAGUCCAGAGGCCCAGUUACUGAACAUUCACAUCUUUGAGACGAUCUACUACGCUGCCUUGGAGGCCAGCUGUGAACUUGCAGAGGAGCUUGGUGCUUAUGAAACCUACACUGGCUCUCCUGUCAGCAAGGGAAUCCUUCAGUAUGACAUGUGGGAUAAAACCCCAACAGAUUUGUGGGACUGGAAGGCAUUGAAGGAAAAAAUUGCCAAGCAUGGUGUGAGGAACAGUCUGCUCUUGGCCCCCAUGCCCACGGCUUCCACUGCCCAGAUCCUGGGCAACAAUGAAUCCAUUGAGGCGUACACCAGUAACAUCUACACCCGCAGGGUGCUCUCAGGAGAGUUUCAGAUUGUGAAUCCUCACCUCCUGAAGGACCUCACAGAGAGAGGACUGUGGAACGAUGAAAUGAAGAACCAGCUCAUUGCUCAGAACGGGUCAAUCCAGGAUAUUGAAGAGAUCCCUGAUGAUCUGAAGCAGCUGUACAAAACUGUGUGGGAAAUCUCCCAGAAGACUGUCCUCAAGAUGGCAGCAGAUCGUGGAGCUUACAUUGACCAGAGCCAGUCCCUUAACAUCCACAUUGCUGAGCCAAACUAUGGCAAACUGACCAGCAUGCACUUUUAUGGUUGGAAGUUGGGCCUGAAAACUGGCAUGUACUACCUGCGGACGAAGCCUGCUGCCAACCCCAUUCAAUUCACCCUGAACAAGGAGAAACUGAAGGAAGCCCCGUCAGCCAAGAGCGUGGAGGAGGAGACCAAAGAGCGCAACACUGCUGCCAUGGUCUGUUCCUUAGCGAACAAAGAUGAAUGUCUGAUGUGUGGCUCUUGAAUGAAGUGUUCACUCAGACAAGUGCACUCCCCCUUUAACCACGGGUUUUCCCAUUGACAAUGUAUUAUUUUGAAACAGCAAGCGCUUUUAAUUUGUAUAUGAUGUAUGUUUUACAAUUGCCGCUGUCUUGAACUCACAAAUCUUUGCAGCUUUUAUUUAAUAUUUGGUUAAUUUUCUUCAUGUGGUAUGUAUAGAAUGAAGAAGGUGUAAUGAAUUAAUAGUCACCCUUAUUUUUUUAUAUAUAGUUUGUAAUAAGUGUGUGUGUUUUAUUAAUGAACUGUUGGUCUGUAUUUUAGGUGUGGAAAAUUAAACUUGUUAA
This is a messenger RNA of Seriola aureovittata, 2835 nucleotides long. Its product is annotated as ribonucleoside-diphosphate reductase large subunit-like. Gene Ontology annotation, molecular function: ATP binding; ribonucleoside-diphosphate reductase activity, thioredoxin disulfide as acceptor. Gene Ontology annotation, cellular component: ribonucleoside-diphosphate reductase complex. NCBI's taxonomy places the organism in Eukaryota, Metazoa, Chordata, Actinopteri, Carangiformes, Carangidae. The transcript has 19 exons. Gene Ontology annotation, biological process: DNA replication; deoxyribonucleotide biosynthetic process. The record is from RefSeq and is a predicted model, not a curated record. The coding region runs from base 135 to 2516 and encodes 793 amino acids.